AUGAUCCUGUUGUGCGUUACAUUGCUUCUCCUUCAUCAAGGAUAUACGCUGAUACCAGUGAUCACUGUUCAACUUGGUGAACCUGUGACCUUUACAUGUGUUUUGCCUGAUGAAGAUUAUGGCAUUAAAGAAAUCUACUGGUACAAGCAGAAUGUCGGAGAUACUCUGAAAUUAAUUGUGAAACUGUUGAAAAACGUAAAACCUAAAUAUGCACCAGGGUUUGUUGCCUCUAGAUUAGAGUUAAAUAAUUAUAAGAAUAUUAGCAAUCUCACUAUUUUAAGGACGAUUCAAGAAGACGAGGGAAUGUAUCACUGUGCAGUCACGGAUUGGUUGCAGAAUACUUGGAGUGGGACCUAUUUGUCAUUAAAAGGAAACACUGAAAGAACAUCAAACUAUACUGUUGUUCAGUGGCCGACAGUAUCUGAUCCAGUCCAUUCAGGAGACUCUGUGACUUUGCAGUGUUCAGUCCUCUCUGACUCUGAGAACAAGACGUGUCCUGGAGGACACAGUGUUUACUGGUUCAGAGCCAGAUCAGAUGGAUCUCAUCCAGACCUCAUCUACACUGAUGGAAAUAGACCUGAUGAAUGUGACAAGAGACCUGACAGUUUAAAGACCUGUGUUCAUCGCUUCUCUAAAAACGUCAGCCCCUCUGACGCUGGGACUUAUCACUGUGCUGUGGCCACAUGUGGAGAGAUAUUAUUUGGAAAUGGAACUAAAUUGCAAAUCGAGCAAACAACAAGUUAUGAAUUUACUGGACUGGUGAUAGCAAUAGUCUGCUUGGCCAUUUCUUUGAUAGGAAAUAUUGUUUUCAUCUGUUACCGAACUCCAAGAGCAGUGUGUGCACAGUUUAAAGGAAUAGAAAGCGCCUCUUCACAAGCAAGAAAUGACAACUUGAGACAACCAGUACAUGAGAUUACUGAAGGUGGAGAUGAUCUGAACUAUGCUGGGUUGCAUUUCUCUAAAACAAAAGCUACAAGAGGUUGGAAGAAAAAAGAGUUGACUGAUGAAAGUGUUUACGCUCAAGUUAAAUGCUGACAACUUGAGGUUUGGUUAACAGGACUGACCUUUGACAGUCUAUGUAAAUAAAUGUAUUGGAUUUCCUUCUA
Thunnus maccoyii (southern bluefin tuna) is the source of this 1106-nucleotide messenger RNA. RefSeq lists its product as uncharacterized. Gene Ontology annotation, biological process: response to bacterium. Bases 1 to 1035 code for a protein of 344 amino acids. Lineage: Eukaryota; Metazoa; Chordata; Actinopteri; Scombriformes; Scombridae. The record is from RefSeq and is a predicted model, not a curated record. The transcript has 6 exons.